Messenger RNA from Harpia harpyja (harpy eagle), 2240 nucleotides. RefSeq names its product angel homolog 1 (gene ANGEL1). The transcript has 11 exons. The coding region runs from base 73 to 2115 and encodes 680 amino acids. Gene Ontology annotation, molecular function: 3'-5'-RNA exonuclease activity. The record is from RefSeq and is a predicted model, not a curated record. NCBI's taxonomy places the organism in Eukaryota, Metazoa, Chordata, Aves, Accipitriformes, Accipitridae.
CGUCGCGGCGCGUCGCCUCGCUGGGGCCGGGCCGGAGCCGGGGGCGGUGGAGGCCUGGCCGCGCCGGGCAGUAUGAUCGGCACCGUGCUCUGCUACGUGCUGCUGCCGGCGGCGCGGCUCCUCCGGGCCCUGCGAGAUGCUUUCUUUACCUGUCGAAAGAAUGUGCUUCUGGCGAAGAGCACGUCCACCCAGAUAGAAGGCAUCUUUGCUGCGACCAGAGGAAAGUCGGUCCCAGAAGAGCAAGAAGCCCUUCUCCAACAGUGGCUGGAGGAAGGAGCAGGGAAUUUGUCAGCCAGUGAGAGUGCUCCAGCAGUGGGGAAAGCAUCAGUUACACUCACUAGUGACUGGUUAGAAGGUUCAGAGCUAUUGAUGACUAGCCUCAGCGACCUGAAUUCGGCUCCAGAAGUCACCUGGUGUGCUGAUCAGCAGCUCUCAGAGCCACACGCCUUGGCUUCUUCAGAACCGCAAGAUCAUGAAGUGACUGAACUGGCAAAAUUACCAGCUGAGGAAACAGUGGCUGUAGCAGGCAGUGCCCCUUGGGCAGCUGUGGUGCCACAGACGGAUCAUCAGAUAGCUGGCUGUGCCACUAUCAAUGUAGAAGUGCAGAAUGAAGACCCAGCUGUGCUGGCCUGGAGCUUAGCGCAUGGUGCAGAGACAGUGCCAACGGAGCCCCCAGCCUGGCCCAUUCAGGAUACGGUACAAUUUUGUCCGCUCCCAGCAGAGGUACCCUACCAUGAGAUUUUAUGGAGAGACUGGGAGGAUCUUUCUGUCCAACCCUGUGUGCUAGAGCAGGUCUUGAGAAACACUCCUCUCUUUGAAUUUCGAGUCAUGUCUUACAACAUACUUGCCCAGGACCUGGUGGAACAGGGCCUUGAUCUGUAUCUACACUGCCAUCCAGACAUCCUGAACUGGAACUACCGCCUUCCAAACCUUUUGCAGGAGAUCCAGCACUGGGAUCCUGAUGUUCUGUGUCUCCAGGAGGUGCAAGAGAACCAUUACUGGGAGCAGCUGGAACCGACAUUCAAGGAGAUGGGCUUUGCAUGCUUCUAUAAACGGAGAACUGGGACGAAGACAGAUGGCUGUGCAGUGUGCUAUAAGCACAGCAGGUUCCAGCUGAUCAGCCUCAGCCCCAUAGAAUACUUCCGGCCUGGCCUGGACAUCCUCAAUCGGGAUAAUGUGGGCUUGGUGCUGCUGCUACAGCCUCUGCUCCCAGAGGGCCUAGAUCUGAAGGCAGUCAGUCCGUUGUGUGUGGCCAACACUCAUGUAUUGUUCAAUCCCCGGCGGGGAGAUAUCAAACUGGCCCAGAUGGCCUUGCUCUUAGCAGAGAUUGACAAGAUUGCAAAAACUACUGAAGGCAGCUACUAUCCUGUCAUCUUGUGUGGAGACCUGAACUCUGUACCUGAUUCUCCACUCUACAAAUUCAUCCGGAACGGUGAACUUUCCUAUCAUGGGAUGCCAGCCUGGAAGGUGUCUGGUCAGGAAGACUUUUCCCAGCAGUUGUAUUCACGGAAACUGCUGGCCCCACUGUGGCCGAGCUCGCUGGGUAUAACGGACAACUGCCAAUAUGUCACUCUGUGCCAGCCAAAGAAAUCAGGCAGACGUAAGUACAGCAGGGACUUCCUGCUCCAGUUUCAUUUUUGCGAUGUUGCCUGUGAACGACCACCGCAGCUGGUCCUCUUGGAAGGUGUGACAGAUGCUAAACCAGACCGCCCUGCACAUUGGCCCAAGCCUGCUGCCAUGGUGAAAGACCCUGAUCCCCAGCCAUUUGUCCCAAGGUCUUCAGGCAUUAUCCAGCAUGGCCUCAACCUGACCUCUGUCUACAGCCACUUCCUGCCACAGAGGGGACGCCCAGAGGUCACAACGAUGCCCAUGGGGCUUGGAGCCACUGUUGAUUAUAUCUUCUACUCAGCAGAACCCGUGGAGAAUGGGAGCAGGGGCGGUCGCAGGCUGUACCGGGAUGGAGCUUUGAAGCUGCUUGGCCGCCUUUCCCUUCUCUCUGAAGAUGUCCUGUUGCUGGCAAAUGGCUUACCAAAUCCUUUUUGUUCAUCUGAUCAUCUCUGCCUGCUGGCUAGCUUUGGCUUGGAGAUCUCCAGCCUCAAGGAGGGAUGCCAAUGAAAGGGGGAGAUCUUUCUCCAGCUGAGGUGCAACACAGAUAUAGCAACAAUCACAGGAGUUCACAUGCAAAUGUUUCAGUAUGGCACAAGGUUAAGUGAAACGAUCACCAGUUCCUCUUUACUUCG